AUGAGAUUGGUUAGAACAUUAAAACUAUUUGUUCAUCAAAGUCCAACAAUUUUAAAGUUUUUUAUUUCUUCAUCACUUAAAGAAGUUCUUAUUGGAUCGGGUCUUAUUAGAAUAGAAAGAAAUGGAAACUAUUUACCUACAUAUAUUUUCUUCACCCUUAUGAUAACGUCAAAUCCUUUUCUUUAA
This is a messenger RNA of Clunio marinus, 186 nucleotides long. The record is from the annotation of a GenBank genome assembly. NCBI's taxonomy places the organism in Eukaryota, Metazoa, Arthropoda, Insecta, Diptera, Chironomidae.